Messenger RNA from Klebsormidium nitens, 1413 nucleotides. NCBI's taxonomy places the organism in Eukaryota, Viridiplantae, Streptophyta, Klebsormidiophyceae, Klebsormidiales, Klebsormidiaceae. The record is from the annotation of a GenBank genome assembly.
AUGGCUGCCUCCUCCAUGCUCAGCUGCGCCGCCCAGCCCGCUUCUUUGACGUCCCUACGCGCUGGCAGAUCUUCGAGCUUCAUGGGCGACCAAGUCCGCACGGCGCCUGUGGCGCUUAGGCGCUCCCAGAACGUCGCCGCUUCCUUCAAGCCCCGCGUACUGGUGGCAGCUGCCGGCGGCUACCAGAGUGGACCAAGGACUGCCAAGGACCAGGGGGCGGGCAUAGUCCCAAAAGCGGUGGCAACAUCAGUCCUUUACUUUGCGGCGCCGCCCGCGGCCAAGGUUGCGCCACUCAGCGCGGCCGCCGAAGUGCCCACGUCCUCGAUGCCCUCCCGGUAUUACAUGCAGCUGGCCCAGGCGCUGGGGGUUGAUCCGUCUGGCUUUCAGGCGCUGAAGACCCCCGUUAGCCUCGGCACGACGAGCAAGGAGCUGUGGGAUCAGAUGGACCGCAUUCCGAACAAAGUCAUGUUUGGCAGCUUGGGAGGGAAGGUCAACUUCCAUCAGGCGUACAAGAACAUUGUCGCCCCGCUCAACCCUGGCGAUGACGGCAGCGCGUUCGAAGCCGCCAUGGGCGACCAGCUGGACGAGUGGUACACGUACAAGAAGACCGCCAAGGGCAAAAUUACGCCUGCCGUCUUCAACGCGUGGGCGGACAAGAACUUCAACGGCGAUGCUACCGAGGUCGAGGAAGCCUUCCUGAGCAUGACCGACGACCCAAUCAAGGCGGCCCUGGAUGUGGUGCACAACCCCAAGAACUUCGCCACGCUCUAUGAGACCGAUAUCAAGGCACUGAAGAGCAUGCUCAAUGGCGGGUCUGCUAUCAACUUUACCUUCGACAACCAGGGGGCAGCCAUCGACCUCUCGUCCGCUUAUGCCCACACCGAGUCUGAUGACAGAUUCUUGUGGUGGGGCAGCGACACCAGCACCACCGCGACCAGCCUCAGCUCCAAGAUCGCCAACGCAAAGGUUACGGUCACGGUUUCCUACGGAAAGGUGGUGUCCGUGCCGGUCUCUGCCAAGACCACCUGGUUCGAUUCGUCAGUCAUGGCGACGGCCCUGAACGGUGACUCGACAAUCUGGAAGGACCCCACCAGCCAGACCAACUUCUUCGGCAACGGAGCCGACCAGGAGGGCCAGGUGCCACGUGUCAUCAACUCCAUCUACGUGGUUCGGGGGCCCUUCAAGAUCACCACGACCAUGGAGGCCGACUGGUCCGACGACGAAAGGAGCUACUUCCAACAGAACAUCUCGGGGGGCUUCUGGCCCUUCUACUCCAGCAGCUCCAAAACCAUUCAGAACACCGUGGACACGUGCAGCAAGACGCAGAUCACGGCGACCUCCUUCAACUCGGACAGCGGGACUUACAAGGUCCUCGGGGCGCAGAUUUCGGACAUCAGGUCUGCCUUCUCUUAG